Messenger RNA from Anolis sagrei ordinatus, 2580 nucleotides. Lineage: Eukaryota; Metazoa; Chordata; Lepidosauria; Squamata; Anolidae. The record is from RefSeq and is a predicted model, not a curated record.
GAGGGCGCUGUUUCUCUUCCGGACUACGCUUCCCGUCAGGCCGAGCGGCGGCGUCUCCAGGGGGCGUGGCGGUUGCCAUUGCUACGGGCAGGCGGAGGGGCGCGGCCUAGGCCCGGACGGAGCCUGCCUGGUUUCCCGACUCCCGGCCGCGCCUCAGCUCGGCUCGGCUGUCUUCGGGCUCCGAUGGCGUCCUCGGCGGCGGCGGGGGAGAGCCUGGAGGCGGCGGCCGAGCACGAGCGCAUCCUGCGGGAGGUGGACAGCACCGACACGGCCUGCCUGGGGCCCACCCUCCGGUCUGUCUACGAUGGCGAGGAACACGGGCGCUUCAUGGAGAAGCUCGACGCUCGCAUCCGGAACCACGACCGCGAGAUCGAGAAGAUGUGCAACUUCCAUUACCAGGGCUUCGUAGACGCCAUCACAGAGUUCUUGAAGGUCAGGGCAGAAGCCCAAAAGCUCAAGAACCAAGUGACGGACACCAACAGGAAACUGCAGAUGGAGAGCAAGAAACUGGUGGGAGCGAUGGAGGAGCUGAAACAGUGCCGCCUGCAGCAGCGGAAUAUCUCUGCCACUGUGGACAAGCUCACCCAGUGCCUUCCCGUUCUGGAGAUGGACAGCAAAUUAAGAGAGCAAAUGAAGUCCAAAAGGCAUUACCCUGCCCUGAAGACUCUGGAGCACCUUGAGCAUGUGUACCUGUCUCAGGUGAGCCACUAUCGCUUCUGCAAGGUCAUGGUGGACAACAUUCCAAAACUGCGCGAGGAGAUCAAGGAAGUCUCCAUGUCGGACCUCAAGGACUUUCUGGAGAGCAUCCGCAAGCACUCGGACAAGAUCGGCGAGACAGCCAUGAAGCAGGCCCAGCAGCAAAGGAGCCUGGAUGGCGUUGUGUCUCAUCCCUCGAAAGCCAGCGGGAGGAGGCCAAAGAGAGACCCCUUUGCCAGUCUGGACCCAGAGGUCAAAAUCACCAGCCCUGCCUCGGAGCAGGACUCUGGCAUCCUGGAUGGAGAGGAGGAGGAGGAAGAGGAGGAAGAGGUGCCCGGUGCCCAGGAUCUGGUGGACUUCUCACCUGUUUACCGUUGUUUGCACAUCUACUCGGUCCUGGGGGCCCGAGAGACCUUUGAGAGCUACUACCGGAAGCAGAGGCGAAAGCAGGCCCGGCUGGUGCUGCAGCCCCCCUCCAACAUGCAUGAGACCCUGGGGGGCUACCGGAAGUACUUCAACCAGAUCGUAGGCUUCUUUGUCAUUGAGGACCACAUCCUGCACACCAGCCAGGGAUUGGUGGACAGAGCCUACAUCGAUGAGCUGUGGGACAUGGCCCUGUCGAAAACCAUCGCGGCACUCCGGACACAUUCGAAAGUGGCCAGGGGACCAUCUCUGUUGACCGCUGUGCCUUUGACCCUGCACCUGGUCUCUCUCCAGGGAUAUGGCUUUCCUGUCCAUCAGCUCUUCGAUUUACUCCUGGAGAUCCGGGAUCAGUACAGCGAGACCCUGCUGAAGACCUGGGCGGGAUCCUUCCGGCAGAUUCUGGAUUCCGACAACUACAGUCCCAUCCCAGUGGCCAACGAAGAGCUGUACCAGAAGAUGGUGGGCCAGUUUCCCUUCCACGAUCCAGAGCUGGAGAAGCAACCGUUCCCCAAGAAGUUCCCCUUCUCCGAAUUUGUGCCUCGGGUUUACAGCCAGAUCAAGGAGUUCAUCUACGCGUGCCUCAAGUUCUCUGAAGACCUCCACCUCAGCUCCACUGAGGUGGACGACAUGAUCCGGAAGUCUACCAACUUGCUGCUGACGCGGACGUUGAGCAACUGUUUGCAGAACGUGAUCAAGAGGAAAAACGUUGGCCUGACGGAGCUGGUCCAGAUCAUCAUCAACACGACCCACCUGGAGAAGUCCUGCCGCUUCCUGGAGGAAUUCAUCACCAACAUCACCAACGUCCUCCCAGACACCGUCCACACCACAAAGCUGUACGGAACAACCACCUUCAAGGAUGCGCGACAUGCGGCCGAGGAAGAGAUCUACACAAACCUGAACCAGAAGAUAGACCAGUUCCUGCAGCUUGCAGAUUACGACUGGAUGGCCGCCGAGGCCAGUCCGAAGGCCAGCGACUACCUGGUGGACCUCAUUGCCUUCCUGCGCAGCACCUUUGCCGUUUUUACACACCUGCCGGGCAAGGUGGCCCAGACGGCCUGCAUGUCGGCCUGCAAGCACCUGGCCACUUCGCUGAUGCAGCUGCUCCUGGAAGCCGAAGUCCGGCAGCUCUCGCAGGGGGCCCUGCAGCAGUUCAACCUGGACGUAGCUGAGUGUGAACAGUUUGCCAGAUCCGGGCCGGUGCCCGGGUUCCAAGGGGACACGCUGCAGUUGGCCUUCAUCGACUUGAGACAAGUCGUGGAUGGCGCCAAGGCUGGCUUGGGCCAUUACGGCGAGGAGGUCAUUCGGGCUUUGCGGGAAGGGGUCCGGAGGCGGCUCUCUCUGGGGCGGCUUUAUGUCGAAGGGAUUUGCAUUCCGCAGAGUGGAAGGAAGGGGCCCGAGAUGGGCCUGCGUUGGGGUCUUUCUCACAGCCAAUUCCAAAGCAUCUCUUCAUCAAGGAGGUGA